Molecule: messenger RNA, 1954 nt
Organism: Topomyia yanbarensis
Lineage: Eukaryota; Metazoa; Arthropoda; Insecta; Diptera; Culicidae
Gene: Dnai2
Product: dynein axonemal intermediate chain 2
Exons: 5
Coding region: 90-1862 (590 amino acids)
Biological process (GO): cilium movement; outer dynein arm assembly
Cellular component (GO): outer dynein arm
Molecular function (GO): dynein heavy chain binding; dynein light chain binding
Source: RefSeq, a predicted model, not a curated record
CCUUGACGGGAAAAGUAAAAUUUCUCGGAUUCAGGAAGGUUUUUUCAUUCAACUGUGAUUUUAUCUUCUGGUGAUAUUUGGAGGUAAAAAUGGAUAUUGCAUUCCCAUACCAAAAGGAACGCCGGGAGUUUGGUCGCCAAUGUUUGUUUUCGGAUAGGAACAAGGUUGAGUUUUCCGAACCAGCCAAUCAUGAUUUGUUCAAGGACUUUAUCCUCCGGGAUCCUGUCCAUUUGGGAACACAAUACAGCUAUCAGAUGGCACUCAGUGAGGUCAAUACGAUAAGCGCCGAUCAUGAAAACCGCGGUAUAUUGCACUCGGAGGGCGGUUGGCCUAAAGAUGUUAAUUACCUAGACCCGGAGCAGACGGUUCGAUACCGCAGAAAGAUUGAAAAGGAUGAGAACUAUGUGAGUCAACUGACAACAAUAAUGAAACCAAUGGAGAACUGCAUCGAUCAGAAUAACGCCGUGAACAUUUACGAAAAUUACUUUGACGGGUUGGAACAGGCGCCAUUGAUGGAAAAAAGCAAUUCUAGGACAUUAAAUGUUUACCGAGAUCCUUCGAUCUACAAACAACCUGUUUCCCAUUUAUCUUGGUCACCUGAUGGAGGGUCAAAGCUAGCCAUAUCCCAUUGCAAUAUGAGUUUUCAGGAAACGAGUGGGAAAGCGGUGUGUUCGUAUAUAUGGGAGGUCGAAAACCCGAAUGUUCCACUGAUGAGGUUCACUCCUCAGAGCUCUAUGGUCUGUUUGGAAUAUAAUCAGAAAGAUCCAACCACGUUAGUAAGUGGAAUGUAUAACGGGCAGGUCGCCGCUUGGGACACAAGAAACGAAAAAGGACCGGUGAUGAUUAGUGAACGUGAGACUUCCCAUCGAUCUACGGUUAACUCGGCUUUAUGGAUCAACUCCAAAAGUGGAACUGAAUUCUUUUCCGGCUCAUCUGAUGGCCAAGUCAUGUGGUGGGACACACGGAAAUUAUCCCAGCCAACCGACACUCUCUUGAUGGAUCCUAUCAAAUCUGAUGAACAGGACCUGUCCCGUUCAUAUGGAGUUAGUUGUUUAGAAUAUGAAACCUCAAUUCCAACCAGAUUCAUGUGUGGAACCGAGCAAGGGAUGCUGUUCUCUUGUAAUCGAAAGGGUAAAUCUCCACAGGAGAAGAUAGUCUAUCGGCUUCCGUGUCACACCGGGCCAAUCUACUCGUUAACACGUAAUCCGGCAUUUGUUAAAAACUUUCUCACGAUCGGGGAUUGGAUAGCUCGCAUUUGGUCUGAGGAUUGUCGCGAGAGUUCCAUUAUUUGGACGAAACACCAUUCUGUUAUGUUAACGGAUGGUGUAUGGAAUCCAAUGCGGUAUUGCAUUUUUUACGUAAGUCGGGCCGAUGGAGUUCUAGAUGCCUGGGAUUUACUUCAGCAGCAGUGUGAACCCAUACUAAGCAUCAAAGUGUGUGACGAAAGUUUGAAGUGUUUACGCGCCCAUGAAGCGGGAUAUUUGGUCGGUGCUGGAAGCAUCAAAGGUGCUACGUUUUUGCUGGAAAUGUCUGACAACAUGACUACGAUCAAGAAUGACAAACCUUUGAUGACGGCGAUGAUGGAGAGGGAAAAUCGUCGAGAGAAGAUUCUUGAAGCUAAAUCACGGGAAAUGAAACUGAAGGUGCGCACUCUAAAUCGUCAGGAGGACGUUGUUGAGGAGAAACCUAAGCUAUUUCAAUGUAAAUCCGCAUGUGAAGCUGCCGAACAGGAAUAUCUUCAAACGUUGGAGAAAGAACGUAAAGCGCGCCAACCCGAGGAGUUCGAUGAAGAUUAUGACCCAAGAAAAAUUGAACAACAGUUGACAGACGAGCAACUAUUCGAUGAAGAGCUCAACGGAUAAACUAUUGUAAUAAACGGGAAAAAUGUUUGUUUGAGCGUGCUGAAAAGCAAUGAACACCUUUAUCGACUUAUAUUUAUUGGCUGCAAAAAUGU